AGCCACCCAUGCAGCCAGCCAACAUCCAAACGCAGCCAGCCGUUCAUUCCAUCUCGUGCACCCCUGUCAGUCUGCUCGAUCCGGGCAUAUGAUGUCACCCGACAUGGCAAAGGCAGAUAGGGAUGUUGUCGUGCGUCAGCCUCUGCCACAUUAGCAGCACUAGAGUUCAACACGUCAGUCUACACCGUCACGCUGUUCAACUCACUCAGACAUGCAGGCCGCCUCAAUGGUCCUUGCCCUCUCCCUCACCGUCACUCAACCACCGGCCCACCGACACACGAGUGUCUCGACGGAUGGGCGUAUUGCUACCGCCGGUGGCUCGGUCGGUCGAGAGAGGGUGGGGGUGAAGGUACGGUAGGACAGCUGGAUGAGCCAUCGAGACAUCGAGAGAGAGGCAAACGCGGCAUGAAGAAUGCCGAAGAGAGCCAACAAAAGUGCCCAUUCCCUGGCCUGACGCGCUCAUUCACACGCCAGCAUCAAUCAGCCCCCAUCCGUCAAGUCUGCACAGCUACCUGGUCACUCGUCCACAGACACACACACAUACUACGUCACACACACACAUCGCAGCUAUGCUAUGCACCACAUAAGUGUCGUCAGCUAAGAAUGGCCCCGCUGCCCCUCCGCUGUGAAUGAUCCACCACACACAAGAGCCGGCCUGACAGACACCACCACCAACACACACGCACACACAGAGAGAAAAAGAGCAGACACGAACGUGGUCAUAUCUGAUCACGGAGGUCUUCGCGUGAAUGAGUGCCAUUUCCCCACCUUCAGGCGUUGCGAACUGCAGUCACGACGACGAAGUCUGGCCUACGGUGCUCGUGUCUGAUUGUGAAGCCCUCGAUGACAUUGUUGGCGCCGUCAGGGAGGGAGGCUUCGAUGGAAGCAAUGCCAUGCUGCUCAGCUGUCGCGUCGUCGACCUCCAGCCGCACAGACCGCAGGCCCCUGAUGCACGAAAUCAUCGACGAGAGGCUGGUGCGGACGAAGCUGCCGGCAUCCUGCACACCAUCGGGCACUGAAGGGGAGGGAACACACAGACAAGGCAACAAUGAGGACGCACCGACACACUUCUCUCAGCGUACGGGUCAGCUCGAAGCUUAGUUCCCUGAUCGUCGGCAACUCGUUGGCCGCCCCCACCAGCUGGUCGACACCGAUGCCCCACACCGACACCGUACCCACCUCUCUCUCCCUCCCCAGCCCCGUCAACACGCCCACCUUCUCCUCGGCACCCGACAUCCUCGGAUCAAAGCCCACCCUCGUCAGCUCCUUGGGCAUCUUGUCGGCCAGCAGCCGCCCCGCAGCACCGCCUAGUCCCAAGUCGCUCCAGACACCCAGCACUGUGGCCUGGGUUGAGAAGGGCUGUAGGAAGGUGAUGAUGGCGGGGUGGGGCGAUGGGGUGUUGCCCGGGGGGACGAAAUCAGGGGCAUCCUGGACGACCACCAUGGUGGCCUUGUCGAAUGAGAGGCUGGAGGCGACGUCGAUGGCUGACGGGCUGGGGCUGUCGAGGUUGUCGGUGAGGUCCUGCUGAGAGAGGAUGUACUUGACCUUUGUGGCCCUCUCUGCCAGCUGCUGGAUCAUGGUCUUGAAUGAGGGCGAGGGGUGGUCGGGGAACUCGCCGUGGUAGAAGAUGUCCAAGCCGAAAUAGAAGGGGCCGGCGGGGGUGAGUGUCAGUGGGGCGUCCUGUCGGCAGCAUGUGGUGACCAGUCGGUUCACGGCCUGCAGGACGGGAAUGCUGGGGCGGUCGAUGUAGAAGUGCUCUUCAAAGACCACGUGCAGCUGCUUGAGUGACCGUCGGCAGCCGCGGGCGAUGAGGACUUCCUGAAGGCGACAACACACACACAUACGGGAAGGACAUCAUGGACCAACCAACCCACAGACGCUGCCUUCCUGUCCUUUGUGUUCACCUGAAGCCGAUCUAUGCCCGCUCGAUGGUCACCGUCAUCGAUAUUGAUAGUGCCGAUGCCCUCUAGCUGGGCGAGUGGCCCCUGCUGCCCAACAGGUGCCGCAGGGAUGCGCUCGAACACAUCCGCCCACUCCUCACCCUUAAAGCUGCCGUCAACGCACCGCAGGGAGCGGGACGAGCUGAUGAGUCGGCCCAAUCUGUCAGCGUCCCAACCCUCCUGCCCCACGACGGCGAAUGAGGGCACCAGCCAAUGUCGGUCGGCCACCACCUCAUGUUGGUGGGUCAGGCCGGCAAUGGUGGUGAGUGCGUCGAGGGUCGGGAGCGGGUCGAGAGGAGCGGGGAGGAGAGGGUCUGUCCUUGCGCGUCUCGCCGUGCCGGUCCGCUGAAGGCCUUCGAUGGCGAUGGUCUCCAGCGUCUCGCCGCCCAGGUUGGCUUCACGUCGGCCGGCAAUGUGGCCCUCGAUGAUGGCCACAAAGACGUCGAAACACCAGCUGGGAAAGCCGAGUGGGUAGCAGAGGACCACACACGUCAGCUGCCUGAGGUAUGUCGCCCAUUCCUUGACGAGGUCGAUGGUGGUCCUCUGCCAGAACGACCGCUCGUCUUCGUCUGCUGCGCUGACGGUGAGGUGGUGCUGUUUGCGGGCGGUGAGCUGCCACGUCAGGGGCGGCAACUGCAGCUGCAUGAGCAGAUGGAUGGGGAGGAAGGCGAUGACGAUGCUAAGGAGACCGGGCUGCACACAGCCACACAGCCCACGGGACGGCAAGAGAUGUGAAUAUCCACCAGAGUACGGAUGGCCUCAGUGCGAGUGGCUGGCUCACAGGUGCAUUCCCCCAGAAGCUUCUUUCCCUCUCAGCUCGACGCUGCCGCUCCUCAUCGCUCUCACCACCUGCACCACCACCACCAGGCUGAGCAUCAGAGGAAGAGGCUGCCAUAGUGUGAUGGGUGAAGCAACCUGCAACCAGCAACACAUACACACAUACAUUCAUACGAACGAAUCCAUCAUCAGCCAACACAUUGAAUGAGUGACGCCACCUCACCGGCAGCUGAUGCGCCCUCUGUGUCGUUCUGGUCGGCCUCGGUUAGCUACGCUCUCCGCCAGUCAGCCCACCACGUGUGGUCUGGGCGUGUCUAUUGGCCUUCCUCCAAGAAAGGCAAUGCGAGCUCAAAUGCAGAGUUCAAUUCGCCGCUCAUUUCUCUGUUUUUGCCUGCCUGUUUCACUGAAGGUGUGUGUGGUCUCACUGAGGAGG
Molecule: messenger RNA, 3150 nt
Organism: Vitrella brassicaformis
Lineage: Eukaryota; Vitrellaceae
Source: the annotation of a GenBank genome assembly